AUAUCGUUCUUUGCUGCGCUUGCGCAUAUGUGGAAAGAAACGAAAGCGGUUUGUCAGGUGACAAGCCAGCCAAGCUCGGGUAAUUGAACAGUAAACGCCAAAAUGAUAGGUUAGGUAGCUAUGUUGCUUGUAUCAAAAGUAUUGUCAUCGAAAGGUGCUGCAGAACAUACAACUUGCUCUACACUUUGUGACUACUGAAAGGGCCUUGAAUGCAUUAUGCUUGAAACCGUGACUGCCGUGGUGAGGUUUUCGCAAUACAAUGACAGCGUAUUGCCUAGCUCUGUGGAGACCUCAUCGUCGACCCCAACCUGGCAACCAGAGAGUGAGACCAACAUUUCCAAACCUCACCAAUGUCUGCAGGUCCUGUUUGAGGACAUAGGCAAGUCACGCGUGCGAUUUUGGGACCUCACACUACUCAUUCCCAAUGUACUGUUCUUCAUAUUCCUGAUCUGGAAGCUGCCCUCAGCCAGGGCGAAAAUCAGACUAACCUCCAGCCCCAUUUUCAUAACCUUCUACAUACUGGUGUUUGUGGUUGCAGCGGUGGGCAUCACCCGUGCCAUAGUGUCCAUGACUGUCAGUGCCUCCAGUGCUGCCACCAUUAUUGACAAGGUGCUUUGGGAGAUCACCCGCUUCUUUCUGCUGGCCAUUGAGCUCAGUGUGAUUAUCCUGGGACUAGCUUUCGGCCACCUGGAGAGCAAAUCCAGUAUAAAGCGUGUCCUGGCUAUCACUACUGUGCUGGCACUGGGCUAUUCCAUCACUCAGGGCACCCUGGAGAUCCUGUAUCCUGAUGUGCACCUGUCUGCAGAGGACUUCAACAUCUACGGCCAUGGGGGACGUCACUUCUGGUUGGCCAGCUCCUGCUUUUUUUUCCUGGUUUACUCCUUUAUUGUCAUCCUUCCCAAAACACCAGUGAGGGACCGAAUAUCCUUGCCUUCUAAGAAGAGUUUCUAUGUGUAUGCUGCGGUCCUGUCCCUGCUUAACCUGGUCCAGGGGCUGGGCAGUGCCCUGCUGUGUGCUGGCAUCAUCGAGGGCCUCUGCUGUGUGGACGUCACCACGUUCCUCUACUUCUCUGUGUUCGCCCCGCUCAUCUACAUCACCUUCCUCAAAGGCUUCUUUGGCUCAGAGCCCAAGAUCCUGUUUUCCUACAAGUCUCAGUUGGACGAGCCGGACGACCAGACCGAUGUGCACCUGCCUCCCACCUCGUCCUCAGGCCGCAAGGAGCAGCUGGAGCAAGGCUCUUAUUACUCCAGCACCCAGAUCGACGGCCUGGCUGACUCCAUGGGCAACGGCAUGGCUGCCUACCUGGAUGACGUGGCUUCUGGGCCUUAUGGGGCGAGCAGCAUCAACAGUAUCAGCAGUGACCGCUGGCGGGCCAUUAACGCCUGAGGAGAGCGUGUGGGUCGCUGACGUGUGUUCUCAUCCCAAACCUGUGGGUCAGGUUGCAUAGGGCACUGAAACUGUUGGGAGUUUAUGGAUCUGAAGUUAAUUGUGAAUUGAUAUACUUUUUUUUUUUUUUUUUAAAGCUCCUUUCUGUCCUCCAUUUUGGCUCUUGCUGCCUUUUCCAUGCUGGCUCAAACAUGAUCUUUUUCCACAAAUACCUAUAAGGGACAUUUACACAGCUUCUGUCCAGUCCAGGGUUUUACGGUAAAUGUGGACAGCAAAGAAAAGGUCAAUCCAUGUUAACUGUAAAAGCUAUUUCUGAUACAUUCCCAUUGAAAGGCGACAUCACAGUGAGGUAAAGUUCAUUAACUUUGGCCUUGUGGUUAAUUUCUCUACUUGGUCAUCUGCUCAUGAAAUCACUGUGCCAAGCUUCCUAUAGGUCAGACCUGUCCCUUUUCCUUCUUGGGACCUACUACACUUAAUGGAUCAAGAUGGCUUCAUUAUCUUGUUUAAAGUGUGUUCUUUUUGCCUACUUUGCAUUUGAAAGGGUCCGGUGUAAUGUCAUGUUCCCUGGUUGAAUGACUUUCAGAACUCCGGCGACGGCGUUGGCAUGCAGGUUCGAAGACUAUUACCGGUGCAAUUCAUAUCCAUGUAACUUGCUGCUGGGGCAGGAAGUGACCCAGAAGGGGCACCUAGUAGCAUGCGCGUCGUCACUACCUAUUUGUUAUCUUCUGCCGUACUUGUAUUCAUUUUUGUGGCUGCUUGGUUUUGUCAUCAGGUUCUGUCCUCGGCUGAUCAUUCGUGUUAUUAACAGUGCUUAUAACGUACCUAACCUUCCAAUCACCAACCGAAAUUGAAAUUGAAAAGGCAAGACCAGCAGUUACUGUAUUCUAUCUGCCUUUUUAUUUUGAAGAAAUAUCCAUGUCCAAUAUGGGUUAUUUCAACGACUAGAAUGUUGAAUAAAAUCAAUAUAGGGAUUCCAAAAUGGAAGGAAACCCCAGGCAGGGUCUUCAUAAUACAAUGACCAUCACAAGCUCCCAGAAUAGCUUCAAUGCACCAUGACAUAGUUUGAGCACGUGUCUGGAGCUCUGCUGGAAUGAACACGAUGCUGUUGUUUCUCGAGAAAUUUUGUAAUGUGAUGUUUUGUUGAUGGUGCUGGAAAGCGCCAUCUUUGGGCCCCGCUCUGUAAUCUUCCGUAGGCGUUUAGGUGCCCCGUUGUGAAACAUCAGCAUGUUGAGCAGGCUUCGUCACGGUAACCAACCUGAAGGUGCCCCACCAGUUAGCUCCUGUGAAAAGUAAUGUGGAUGUUCUCCUAGCUAUGCUAUAAUAGUCAAUGUAAUGGAGCAAUAUAAUGGCCAACUGGACCUGCUCUGCAUUAUGCGUGGCCCAAAGCAUGAUGGGAGGUUCAUUCCAUACCUGUGUGAAAGCACCUGGAUUGAAUGUAUAUGAGUGUUUCUUUUAUUUUUGGCAAUUUACUGGUAUAUUUCCAAACUAUUCUUUAUAUUCCAGCCCUGAUUUUGUUACAAAAAACAGCAUAUUUUUAACCCCGACCAACUGGUUGCUGGUUAUGCUUUAAGUGAACAAUAGGCAAAAUAGCAUUGACUGCUACCAGUUUGCAGUAACACUACUUUUAUCUGCUUCAAGGUUCGUUGAUCUUGCCGUGUUGCUUGCUCUGAAACCAGUUCCAUUGGUGUCAGAAAAAAAAUUUCAUUCCAGGUUUUGUGAUUUUUCAAACUUGUUGCUGACAUUCAUUACCAAAUUCCCCAAAACCAUAGCCCCCUGAAAUGGUUAAUACUAUAUUUGGUAUGGUAAAACAUUGUAUUGUAAGUGAGCUGAGUUCUUUGUGUGACAAAUAGCAUUCAGUAUGUAAUAUAGAGACAUUUAUAUUUUCAUAAAUGUUUGCCACUGCAAAGCAAGUGUUUAUUGCCAUAGUAGUAUUUUAUACUGAUGAUCUGCCUUGCUCUGUAACACAAGUUGUAACCCUGUACUUAGCUCUGGAGCACUAGCUUAUAUGUCUACAUAUUUUGGUAGGGGUGCAAGAAAUUAUUCAUGAUUAUGAUAAAUUGAGUAUAAUAUUUAUACAAUGUUUGGCUGUGGAUUCUGAAUGCAAGUGUGGUUGGUCUGCACCUGAUUGAAUAUAAUAUUUAUAAUGGUAGAAAUACUUUUGAAAAAGAAGGAUAAUCAAUGCCAGCAGUCUGUGAAUCAUUUAUUUUUAUUUAAUGAUGUUAUAGAAUAUUCAAUCCAUGUGUUCAUGAUCAUUGAGCUCUACAAGGACAGUGUUGAUGAUUUAAACAUUCCAUGAGAUAAAACAUUCUUCCUUUUCA
Messenger RNA from Esox lucius (northern pike), 3704 nucleotides. RefSeq names its product transmembrane protein, adipocyte asscociated 1 (gene tpra1). Bases 217 to 1386 code for a protein of 389 amino acids. The record is from RefSeq and is a predicted model, not a curated record. Gene Ontology annotation, biological process: G protein-coupled receptor signaling pathway. Gene Ontology annotation, molecular function: G protein-coupled receptor activity. The transcript is spliced from 11 exons. NCBI's taxonomy places the organism in Eukaryota, Metazoa, Chordata, Actinopteri, Esociformes, Esocidae. Gene Ontology annotation, cellular component: plasma membrane.